GCCAAGGAGGAUGCGGAGAGGAUAUCGAGUAGGAAACGCCCUCUGGACUCAGAAGCUAGUACGGUCGGGAUUCUUCAUGUGAAUGCGAAACGCGCGAGAUACGCAAGUCAGUCCCAACUACAUCACAGUAAACAGAGUAAACAAAACCAGCAGAGAGACUUCGAUAAGCGACCUGUACAGAAGAAGUUUAAGGGUUUCAAGAAAAAUAGCAAUAGAGGCAACAGACCAAACCAAGCUUCAACUUCAAGCAAGGAUCAGACAGAAACUCAGCGAAGUCCUCAAGAGGUCAGGAAGAGAUUGGAUUGUAUAUUUUGCAAAGGGGGCCAUUAUAACGAUAGCUGCCCUGAAGCAUCUACUUUAGCCGAAAGGAAGAAACGACUUGAAGGACGAUGCUUCAUCUGUUUCAGGCAGAAUCACUUGGCAAAAGACUGUAAGAGUAAGAAAAAAUGCGCUCGCUGCCAUAGUGAAGUACUGCAUAAUCGAGCAUUAUGUCCUUCAAAUUUUCAGAAGGAUACAACGGAGAAGAAACAGUCCUGACUGUUCCAGAAGAGGGAAUCACUGCACUCCAAACGGCAACAGUUUAUGCAAGCCCCCUAGAUAAUAAGAACAAACUAUUUAAAUAUAGACUUCUCUUAGAUCCAGGUUCCCAACGCUCUUAUGUAACAUUCCGGACUGCAAAGGAACUAAAGCUUCCCGUCGAAGAAGAGAGUCAUCUAGUAGUAUUCACCUUCGGCGACGAUCCUCCCAGAGAGAUACAUAGCCCAAUAGUCACUCUUCAUCUACUAUCUAGAACAAACAAGAACAUAGUAAUACAGGCUAACUGCGUAGAGCAUAUCUCCAGAGGUUAUAUACCUAAUGUCAAGAUGAAGAACUUACCGGAGUCAUAUACACUAGCGGACGACGGGUCGCUGAGCGGACCUGUACAGAUCUUGGUUGGAAACGAAUAUUACUGCAACAUAACUUACGAGAAAAGGGUACAACUGGAUAGCAAUUUGUUUCUAAUCGACUCUGCACUUGGUUGGAUAAUUAGUGGUAGAGCAGAACCACAGCUUAGAGACGAGUCGUACGUAGUGACUUACACUCAGACUUGCAUUGAAACGAAGCUUCAUCAGCCAGAUCCACCUCUUUGUAAUGGAGACAUAAAGAGCCUUUGGGAACUAGAAUGCAUAGGUAUUAGUGAUUCCCCAAGAGCAACUAGAGAAGAAGAAGCCAUCAAAUAUUUUAAUGAUACAACUUUAAAAUUAAAUAAUCGAUACACGGUAAGCUGGCCUUGGAUAACUUAUCCACCGGAUUUACCUAAUAAUUUUGGAAUGGCUUUUGGUCGUUUAUCAAGCUUAUUGAAGCGUAUGGAUCAAGAUACGUUGGUAGCAUACAGAGAUACGUUUAAACAACAAUUAGAUAAGGGUAUAAUAGAAGUUGUACCCUCUUCAAGAACAUCAACAGGUAACGUCAUUCACUACCUACCUUUCCAUGGAGUACGUCAUCGAGGAAAACCUAUGAGAAUAGUUUAUGAUGCUAGCUCUAAGAGUAUCAAGGACACCAAGAGUCUGAACGAAUGUUUGUACAGAGGACCACUCAUGCUAGAAGACCUCACGGGCUUACUUAUAAAAUUUAGAACUCAUAGGAUAGGUUUAACCUCGGAUAUUGAAAAGGCGUUUUUACAGAUGGCGUUACACGAGAAGGAUCGUGAUGUAACCAGAUUCUUGUGGCUCAAAGAUACCUCUAAACCGGUAUCUCAAGACAACCUACUAUACCUUAGGUUUUGUAGAGUUCCAUUUGGCGUCAUUUCAUCACCGUUUUUGCUUAAUGCGACUAUUAAGCACCACCUGUCCAACGCAGAAGAUCAGCAAGUCAGACAGAAAGCAAAUGACAUAUAUGUGGAUAACUUUGUUUCGGGUACCGACACUACGGAUGAGGCGAUGAAACUCUACAAAAAUCUAAAAGGAUCUUUUCAAGAUAUUUCAAUGUCACUCAGAGAUUGGAGUUCAAAUUCUAAGGAAUUUAUGAAGAAAGUCUCUGAUACAUGUAAAGAAGAUAAAGUAAAGGUACUUGGCUUAGAAUGGGACAUCAAAAAGGAUACUCUUCAGUUGAAACCUAACUUACAAGAAGAAGCUGUCACAAAGAGAGGAAUACUGAAGACUAUCGCAUCAAUCUACGAUCCAUGUGGUUAUGCAGUACCCUAUACCCUAUCAUCUAAACUAUUUUUACAAGAGCUUUGGAAAGCUGGAGUGUCAUGGGACUCACCAUUAUCGAGCGAACUAACGGAAGAAUGGAACAAGAUCCGACAGAAUUUAGAAGCCAUUAGGAAGGUGUCGGUGGACAGAUGCUACAUGAAGACACCAGUGGGAAAAGGCUACCAACUACACUGUUUCACCGAUGCCUCUCUACAGGCUUAUGCAGCAUCAGUCUUUUUAGUCUGCGGCUCGGAGAAAAGCUUCAUUAUUGGUAAAUCUCGGCUGAUACCAAUAAAGGACCAGGAGAGUCUCAAGAUACCUCGUCUUGAACUUUUAGGAGUACUGAUUGGCAGUAGACUGAUAAAGUUCGUUCUUAAGUUUCUCCAGCAGAAGAUAGUAAGACAAGUCUUAUGGACUGACAGCCAGAUCGUCAUAGAAUGGUGCAAAUCUGACAAGCUAUUGCCACCCUUCGUUGCCAGGCGGAUAGAAGAGAUCAAAACAAAUAAAGAUCUGGAUAUCAGAUACCUUCCAACAGAGCUAAAUCCAGCUGACGUCGGCACCAGACCCACCUGCUCGAGCGAGGACAGGGAGAAAUGGCUAAGUGGUCCACAAUUUAUAGUUCAAGAUCCGAAGACGUGGCCAACAACUUCUGGCGGUGGACCAACCAGUUCUCUCUUGAUUGGGGAGGGUCUUGGGAUCCAAGAAGACGAAGAACUGAUGGAAAUAGUUGAUCCGGAUAUACACAACGUUAGUCCGAUGGAAACGGAGGACAGUAUAACUGAAAAGGAAGUAGCGAGUCAUGACAAUGAUCAAAUGCCAGAUAAGUUACUAAAAUUGAAAGAAAUUCAAGCUGAAUACUUUCCUCUAGAGGUAGAAGGAAAGGUAACUAGUUUAAGUUUGAAUUUAGGCAUAUUUAAAGACAUAGAUGAGUUACUAAGGUGUAAAGGUCGUAUGAAACACGCAGACUGGACAUUCGAUAAACGCUACCCUAUACUUAUACCAAAAGAUUCAGAUUUCACCAACGAAAUUAUAAUGAAGACUCAUCAAGAAAAUAAGCAUGUUGGAGUAAGUCACACGUUAGACAAGAUAAGGGAAACUUACUGGAUACCACAAGGAAGAAGCCAAGUUCAAAAGAUUUUGAAGAAGUGCUCCGAAUGUAUGAAGCAUGACGGAGGGCCAUAUAAACUACCAGAAACUCCUGCGUUACCGAAAGAGAGGGUCAAUUAUAGCUCACCAUUCACAUACGUUGGUACCGACUAUCUGGGACCACUUCUAGUCAACAAUGGGAAUGGCAAUUGUAAAAGGUGGAUUAGCCUCUACACAUGCUUAGCCGUAAGAGCCAUUCACUUAGAAGUUGUAAAGGACCUAACUGCGGAAGAAGGUUUAAUGGCCUUACGUAGAAUGAUUUCAGCAAGAGGUGUACCUACCUUAAUAACGUCUGAUAAUGCGGCUCACUACAAGUUACUCUCAGAGAUUCUUCAGAACCCAUACUGCGUAGAGAAAGAGAUAAGAUGGAAAUUUAUACCACAGUUAGCACCAUGGCAUGGAGGAUUCUAUGAGAGAUUAGUUGGUUUGGUUAAAAACUGUAUGAAGAAAACAUUACAGAAACAUUUGUUGAAUGACACUCAGCUAGUAACAGCGGUGAAAGAAAUAGAAGCAGUUCUUAACACAAGACCCUUAACUUACGUAGAUUCAGAGCCGGAUCAUGUACUAAAACCUUCAGACUUUCUUACUAUGGGAAAGUGUAUCAUUAUGGAAACUUCAGAUAAGGAUCCUACGACGUCGCAAGGGACGGUGACUAAGGACAAUUUAAUUAAAGGUUGGAAGAAAGCACGGAUAAUUCUACGAGAAUUUAAAGAGAUGUUUGAGAACAGGUAUCUCCUAAAUUUGAGAGAAAGAUAUUCCCACCAUCCUAAAGAACCUAGAGUAACAUCAAAGUUAGCACCUCAGAUAGGUCAAAUCGUGCAGAUUAAAGGUGACACGAAGAACAGGAUAAAUUGGAAAGUUGGGAAAAUAGUAUCUUUAAAGGAAGGCGCCGACGGUUUAUGUAGGGUCGCCACGGUACGAGUAGGAGAUACAGAGUAUACAAGAUCUAUCGCACAUCUCUACCCGUUAGAGAUCGAAGAUGGAGAAGAACAGUGUAAACAAACAUCAUCUUAUGAAGAAAGUGUAGAAGAACCGGUGCAGAUUCCUGAUCUUCAACGUCCACCAGACAAGGAUGACGUGACGAUGGAAUCCCUCAAGGACGUUACUGAGCCUCCACCUGCGCAAAUAUCCACUCAAGAAGUAAGAGAUCAACCAGAAGAAGUACAGCCUCAUGCCUCGCCAGAAGAGGAACCGUGUUCCUCUAAACAAACAGUUGAGUCUAUAUCUAGUGAGUUAAACGAGCCUAAGCCUAAGUCUAUGUCCGAACCAGAACCACUCGCGGUCGUCGACCUCGAGUUUUACGACCACACUGUUCCCGAGUCACACCACCUAGAGGAAGUUGCGCCAGAAGAACAACACGACGAAGCAAGACCUAAGAGAGCGGCAGCUCUCAGAGCCCUUGAGAAGAUCAAGGAAUGGACCAGCAAUCUAGUCGCCGUGUUGCUGCCUGAGGCGGGGUGUGUCGUGACAAGCACGAAUAUCUAAUGUCACAAUACAAAUUUCCUAGCGGCAACACUGAACAGCGCCCUCUGAGUGGAACUGUGAUCUCGGGGUCAAACAACCAGCCACCAUAAAGUAAAGCGAAGCAGACUGAGGCUCCUCUGGCCCAAGAGAAGUGGAUCAGAGAGAGCGAGGAUAAAGAAUCCUUCAUGGGAGAUGAAGGUAUGUAUGCCAAGCAUUCUGUUACUCUUA
This is a messenger RNA of Cydia splendana, 5012 nucleotides long. RefSeq lists its product as uncharacterized. The record is from RefSeq and is a predicted model, not a curated record. Bases 489 to 4805 code for a protein of 1438 amino acids. Gene Ontology annotation, molecular function: nucleic acid binding. Gene Ontology annotation, biological process: DNA integration. NCBI's taxonomy places the organism in Eukaryota, Metazoa, Arthropoda, Insecta, Lepidoptera, Tortricidae. The transcript is spliced from 2 exons.